AAUUACAUUAGGUCCAUUAGAUAAGGAACCAGAACAGGAUUCAAGAGAACAGGAUCUGCCCACCAGGUCUGAGAUGAACAAAUGGAGACAGAUCUUACAUUAUAUGAGGUAUAAAAGUUUCUAUUUUACUUCAACAUAGUUGAUGGCACAAUUUACCACAACAUAUUUUAUCCAAAGGCUCAAUUAACCAGAAGUUGAAACAAGGAAACUUUAUUUUGAAAGCCAUAUUCCUCGUAUCCAAAGACUACACCAGCGUUUCAGCGUUUCACAUUAACCCAGACCCACAGUGUGCUUUUUUAACUGUCAGUGUGACAGUUCAAACAAUAACAACACUACAUAUUUGCUCCAUUGCAUUUGUUUACGUUUAAACCAAGUAGUGCUGAGACUGCUGUCAGAAUGUGACAUCAUGGACAUUCUAGAAUUCAAACCACAUUUAAAUCCCAGUGUGGAGUCAGCUCUGGACAGUGUCUUACAGAUUUCAGGAGGACAACAGGACUACACUGAAACUAGCAGGACAUCGAAAUUAGAUUCAGCAUCAACCUUUCAACAAAAUCCAAAGAAGCGAACAUUUUUGAGUCUUCUGUGACAACAUAAAAAUGAACAUUCAAAGAUCAUCCUCACCGUCUUCCUCUGAUGGGAGAACCAAAGUCCCAAAAGGCUACACGCUGGCGAAAAACCUGGGACAUGGAAGCUAUGGAACAGUGCUGGAAUGUGUGGAAGACAGCACUGAAGAGCACGUGGCUAUAAAGAUGCCCGAAAAGAACAAUCUAGACCGUGAGGCGGAAAUCUUGGAAAAGCUCAUGAGCCACAACUCGGACGAGUCCAACAUCAUCAAGUACAAGGGAGAAGUCUUUGUAAAAAGUACGCGGCUCCUGGUGUUGGAAAAACUGGACAUCACCCUGUGGGACUAUGUACAUGGAUUAAGAGGACCAAUGCAACUGGAACACGUCCGUACAGUUAUUCAACAGCUGGCCGUGGCUUUGAAUACGACCAAGAGUGCUGGCAUAAUCCACACUGAUGUGAAAAUGGAUAACAUCAUGAUGGUGGAUCGUGUGAAGCAGCCCUUCAAGGUCAAACUUAUUGACUUUGGUUUGGCCAAGUACAGGUCUGAGGCCAAAGCAGGAGAUCUAGUCCAAAUACUUAGAUAUAGAGCUCCAGAAAUCAUCCUGGGCCUGCCGUAUUCAGAGGCCAUCGACGUUUGGUCGUUAGGCUGCGUGAUGGCCAGGAUGGUGGCUCGUAUUGCUCUCUUCGGAACACACUCAGAAUACUGGAUACUCCGACAAAUGAUCAGUCUGCUGGGUCCGCCACCGCAACACCUCAUCGAAGCUGGUCCGAGAUCACGAUUGUUUUUUAAGAAAAUAAGUGGUGGUGUGUGGCGGCUGAAGACACCAGGAGAGCAUUUUGGGAUCUUGGCCAUGUACGCCAUCCCCACACAUCACAGGUUCGGCUCUCUGGAUGAAAUGAAGAGGGUGUAUUCUGAGCCGGACAACCCAGCAGAGGCUGAUGAGAGGAGGGAGUGUAUCGAGCUGUUGAAGGCGAUGGUUCAGUGGGAUGAGAAGGACAGAAUCACCCCCAGUGGUAUCCUCAACCAUCCUUUUAUCACUAAAAGCUACCUCAACAGCAGCUCCCCCAUCAGCAGUUGCGAUGAACCUAAACCCUCCACCAGCGUGUUCAUCAUGGUUAAGCCUGCAGACCCUGAAAACAGAACUGACCUGACAGGCUUGCCUGAUGAGGACAAAGACCGGGAGCACAAGAAGAGCAGCAAGGAUGAGCACAGUGAGGAGAGUGAUGAUUCUAAAGCUGCUAAAGACAUUGAGGAUGGUGAAAACGGUGACACCAGCAACGUUAGCAAAGAUGAUCAGUUCAGGAAGGUCGAGCAGAAUCAUCAGUACACUGAAGACAGCGAAAAGGAGCAAAGCAAGAAGAAAAAGAAGAAGAAGAACUGCUUCCAACGCAUCUUGUCUCGGAUGAAGAAGACGUUCUGCUGCUGCUGUGUGUCUGAUGUGAUGGACUGAGCAGCACCAAUGGCCUGCAGUCACAUUUCACUCUCACAGGCAGAAGGCCGCCCUCUCAGAGCCUGGUUCUGCCGGAGGUUUCUUCCCAUUUCAACAGGUGAUUGGCCGUGAUGAAGAGACGUCAGAUUGUACAGAACGGUGUUAUGGAGCUGACAUUAUGGAGCUGCGGUUCCUGGCCUCACCUGCCUUGAAGUUCUAUCUACUGUCCUGUUCUCUCUCUCCUUUACCCUCACCCCAACCGGUCGAGGCAGAUGGCCGCCCUGUCUGAGCCUGGUUCUGCCGGAGGGUUCUUCCUGAAAAAGGGAGUUUUACCUCCCCACUGUCGCCAAGUGCUUGCUCAGACGGGAAUCCAAAGGAAAUUAUGGAUUUGUUGGGUUUCUCUCUAUAAUUUUGUCUUUACUUUUCUCAUUUAAGUGUCUUGACAUGACACAUUUGAACUGUAAAUAAAAUUUAUUGAAACUGAAUUGAAA
Molecule: messenger RNA, 2485 nt
Organism: Acanthochromis polyacanthus (spiny chromis)
Lineage: Eukaryota; Metazoa; Chordata; Actinopteri; Pomacentridae
Product: homeodomain-interacting protein kinase 1-like
Exons: 11
Coding region: 597-2015 (472 amino acids)
Biological process (GO): peptidyl-threonine phosphorylation; positive regulation of transcription by RNA polymerase II; smoothened signaling pathway
Cellular component (GO): cytoplasm; PML body; nucleus
Molecular function (GO): transcription corepressor activity; protein serine/threonine kinase activity; ATP binding
Source: RefSeq, a predicted model, not a curated record